Microthlaspi erraticum is the source of this 1137-nucleotide messenger RNA. The record is from the annotation of a GenBank genome assembly. Lineage: Eukaryota; Viridiplantae; Streptophyta; Magnoliopsida; Brassicales; Brassicaceae.
AUGGUGGUCGCUAAUGAUCUCUCGUCCAAGACUCUCCCUAGAGUUCUCAUCGUCUCUCGCCGGACUCUCCGCAAGAACAAGCUCGUGGAUUUCGUGGGAGAGUACCAUCUCGAUCUCGUCGUCUCAUUCGGAGCAGUCCCUGUCAUCGUGCCACGUGUCACCGGCGUCCAAUCCAUGCUCCAUAGUUUCGAGCCCAUUCACGGCGUCCUCCUCUGCGAAGGAGAAGACAUCGACCCUUCUCUCUACGCCCACGACGCCGACCUCUCGCCGGAGGACAUGGAUGAGAUCAACAGGUUGCACCCAGGAGACACGACCAUCGACCGAGAGAAAGACAGCAUCGAGCUGACUCUGGCAAAACUCUGUCUCGAGAGAAACAUUCCUUUCUUAGGCAUUUGCCGUGGCUCUCAGAUCCUCAACGUCGCCGCCGGAGGCACUCUUUACCAAGAUAUCGACAAAGAAAUCGGAACCACGACGAAACAUAUAGACUACGACAACUACGAUGAGUACCGGCACGCGGUUAGAGUCGUGGAGGAGACGCCGUUGCAUGAAUGGUUCGAUGAGAUGGAUGAGAUCAUGGUGAACUCUUAUCAUCACCAGGGCGUGAAGAGACUAGCGAAACGUUUUGAGCCGAUGGCGUACGCUCCUGAUGGUUUGAUAGAAGGGUUCUAUGAUCGGAAUCGGUACGAUCCGGAGGAAGGCCAGUUCUUGAUGGGUCUCCAGUUUCAUCCCGAGAGGAUGAGACUCUCAGGCUCUGACGAGUUUGAUUAUCCGGGAUGUGCUUCUGCUUAUCAGGCGUUUGUCAAAGCUGCGACCGCGUUUCAAAAGAAGAAGAAGAAGACGCUCGUCAAAAGCUUCUCUGGAUCUGAGAUUCUAGAGGUAAACAUGGUUCUAAGCAAGCAACAAGAGAAUAGGCUGAAGCAGAUGGGAGCAACGGUGAGGAACUCGUCUGUGUAUUUGAAAAGGAUGAAGAGGAAAGAAGAGCAAGAGAGAGCGAUGGACAAGUUGUCAUCGGAGCGUCUCUCCGAUCUGCUUUCCUUCCACCGUAUGAUGGCUCGUCUCUGCUCCGAUGCCAUCAACAGGAAGCAACAAGAAUCUGCAGAGAAGACCAUAGAAUCCUUCUCUUUCCUCAACUAUUAG